AUGGCGGCCGUGGUGGCCGUGGCGGCGCGGGGGUGCGGCGGCGUCUGGCGCCGGGCGCGGCAGCGCGGCGCGGCGUGGCCGGGACCCGAGCCCGGGCCCGGUCUUUUCCCCCGUAGGCAGAGGGCUGUCGCCUGUAACGCGAGAGGCGGGGCAGUGCCGGCGGGGAAGAGCGGCCUUGCUCCAUGGAUACCAGUUGUGGGUCUGGAAAUUCAUGCACAGAUCAGUUCCAACUCAAAGCUCUUCUCUGGUUCCCAAGUCCAGUUUGCAGCACCUCCCAACUCUUUGGUAUCUUUCUUUGAUGCCUCUUUACCAGGAACUUUACCAGUUCUCAACAGGAGAUGUGUAGAAGCAGCAGUGAUGACAGGCCUGGCUCUCAACUGCAGCAUAAACAAGAAGUCCUUGUUUGACAGAAAACACUACUUCUAUGCAGAUCUGCCUGCUGGCUAUCAAAUCACUCAGCAAAGAGUUCCUAUUGCAGUGAAUGGAAGUCUGUCAUACACUCUCUGCAUAGACAACAAGAUGAGCCAGAUGGUGACCAAAACUGUGAGGAUUAAACAAAUUCAGUUGGAGCAAGACAGUGGAAAAAGUCUCCAUGAUGACACAAGGUGCCAAACUCUUGUGGACUUGAAUAGGGCUGGAGUCGGUCUCAUGGAGGUUGUCAUGGAGCCUGAUAUGUGCUGUGGGGAAGAAGCAGCUGCAGCAGUCAGAGAGCUUCAACUCAUUCUGCAAACACUUGGGAGCAGCCAGGCAGUCAUGGCAGAGGGUCAGCUGAGAGUGGAUGCCAAUGUUUCUGUGCAUCAUCCUGGAGAGCCUUACGGAGUGAGGACUGAAGUGAAGAAUAUCAAUAGCAUACGAUUUCUGGCAAAAGCAGUAGACUAUGAAAUACAGAGGCAAAUUGAAGAACUUGAAAAUGGAGGGACAAUUUUGAAUGAAACAAGAGCCUUUGAUUCCAAGCUUGGGUGCACAGUACCAAUGAGAGACAAAGAAGGAAAACAGGAUUAUCGGUUCAUGCCAGAGCCAAACCUUCCCCCAUUGAUUCUGUAUGAUGCAAAAUCUUUGCCAGCUAAUAUGAACCAUCAGCAAGUGAUAAAUAUUGAUUGGAUUCAUGAGAGACUUCCUGACCUCCCCAGUGUGAAGAGAGAAAAGCUUGUUGAACAGUAUGGUAUUCUUCCUGAACACAGCUUCACGUUAUUGAAUGAAGAUGGACUAGCAGAAUUCUUUGAAAGUGUGGUAAAACAGACCCAAAUGAAGCCAAAGAAGGCAAUUGGCUGGAUUCUGAACGACCUGCUCAGUUACUUGAAACAACAUUCCCUUACAGUAAAGGAAAGCCCAGUCAGUUCUUCUCUCCUGGCUGACCUCUUGAACCUUCUGGAAAAAAAAGAAAUUUCUUCUACAGCAGCAAAGCAGGUGCUUGCAGAAUUGUGGAAGGGAGAAGGGAAGACUCCCCUUGAAAUUGUUAAAGAACAGAAACUUGAACUGUUACAGGAUCAAAAAGAGCUUGAACAGAUCUGCCAGGCAGUGAUUGAUGGACAAGAAAAUGAGGUUAUGGCAAUAAAGGCAGGAAAUCGAAAAGUUCUAAAUAAGUUAAUUGGUCUGGUACAAAGGAAUACACAAGGACGGUCCAAUCCUGUUUUGGUGAAGCAAUUAUUAGAGAAGAAGCUAUCAGAGUAGCCACAAGAGAAAAAGCUCACAAGCAACUGAAGAAGGACGUGCUUCGUUCUGUCUGCAAAUGAACUUUGGUGUCUCAUUGUGCAGUACUGCGCUUGUUGCUUAUACUUCAAGCAGCUUGAAGUCCCAGCCUUCCCUGGAUGCAUCAGCCAAAGGCAGAUGGGCCAGAGAAAAGCAGGAUACAGCCAUUUGCAUCUCCCACGCUUUGAUGUGGCACUUGGAAAUGUGAUUUCCACACAGCCCUGGGAAACAAGCUCCCAGAGGUGUCUGUGAGUAUGCAGAGCGCUGAAACGGCAUGGGUUAGUUUUCUAAUAAAGCAGGUACAAACUCA
Molecule: messenger RNA, 1999 nt
Organism: Hirundo rustica (Barn swallow)
Lineage: Eukaryota; Metazoa; Chordata; Aves; Passeriformes; Hirundinidae
Gene: GATB
Product: glutamyl-tRNA amidotransferase subunit B
Exons: 13
Coding region: 1-1671 (556 amino acids)
Biological process (GO): mitochondrial translation; glutaminyl-tRNAGln biosynthesis via transamidation
Molecular function (GO): glutaminyl-tRNA synthase (glutamine-hydrolyzing) activity
Source: RefSeq, a predicted model, not a curated record